Molecule: messenger RNA, 2367 nt
Organism: Ipomoea nil (Japanese morning glory)
Lineage: Eukaryota; Viridiplantae; Streptophyta; Magnoliopsida; Solanales; Convolvulaceae
Product: zinc finger BED domain-containing protein RICESLEEPER 2-like
Exons: 3
Coding region: 1-2367 (788 amino acids)
Molecular function (GO): protein dimerization activity; DNA binding
Source: RefSeq, a predicted model, not a curated record
AUGGAUGAUUCUUUAUCUUCGCAUCAAGGAAACAUUUCAAGUGACACUCCAAGUAGCACUCCAACUGAGCCAAUUGAAGAAUCGGUGGGACAAAAAAGAAAACGUACAACCAGUGGACUUCCACCGAAACCAAGUGCUCCAAGGUCCGAGGUAUGGAAUCACUUUACUAAAUUGGAGGACGACAAGGAUAAAUGUAAAUGGAAUUACUGCUUUAAAGAAUUUAAGUGUCCAACAAAGAGUGGCACUAGAGGUUUGAGGACACAUAAUCAAAAAUGUGCUGCAUUUAAGGAUAAUCUUGAUAGUGCAACCCAAAAAAAUCUAACAAUACAUGAAAGUGCAAGUGUUGUUAAAGGUGGUAGUAGUCAGCUUGUGGCGGUUGGAUUUAAUCAAGAGGCUUGUAGGAGGGCAACUGUUAAGAUAAUUAUUUUAGAUGAAUUGCCAUUUUCUUUUGUGGAUGGGGAUGGGUUUAAACAAUUCUGUAGUGUUGCUUGUCCAAAGUUCAUUAUCCCUUCACGAAGAACAAUCACAAGAGACGUAGUUGAAUUGUUCAUGACAGAAAAAGCGUUAUUGAAGAGUGUGAUUAGUGACUCAAGGGUUUCUUUAACUACUGAUAUAUGGACUGCAAGUACUACUACUAUCAGUUAUAUGGUUAUCACUGCUCAUUAUGUUGAUGUGAACUGGCAGUUGCACAGAAAAAUUAUCAGUUUUAAACCAAUUUCUGAUCAUAAAGGUGAAACAAUUGCAAAAGAACUUGAGAAUUGUUUGAUUGAUUGGGGUAUUACCAAAGUUUUUACUAUCACAGUUGACAAUGCAUCUGCUAAUGAUAGUGCACUUAGGAUUUUCAAAACUAAAGUGAGGUGUUGGAGAGAGGAUCCUUUGAUACUGGGUGGAGAGUUUUUGCAUGUGCGUUGUUGUGCACAUAUUUUAAAUUUGAUUGUGAAGGAUGGUUUGGCAGCGGUGGGUAAUAGUGUCGUUAGUGUUCGUAAUGCAGUGAAGUAUGUGAGAUCAUCCAAUUCUAGAUUUCAAGCAUUUCAAAUUCGUGCAGAGCAAGAUAACUUAAGUAGAGGGAGUUUGAUUUUGGAUUGCAAUACUAGAUGGAAUUCUACUUACCUCAUGUUGACUGCAGCUCUCAAGUAUAAGGCAGCAUUUGAUCGAAUGGCUAAUGAAGACAAGUUGUAUGAUGCUUACUUUAAAGAGGAUGAAAAUGGAAAGAGAAGGGUUGGGCCGCCAUCAUCAAUUGAUUGGGAGAAUGUUCAGCGAUUGGUACAAUUUUUAAAAAUCUUUUAUGAUGCCACUUUGUCUUUUUCUUCAUACAAAACUGUGACAUCUAGUCAUUGUUUUGAUGAUAUAUGCACAAUUGAAGUUAAUUUGAAUGUUUUCAGUACUAGUAAAGAUGUGAAUAUGAGUGGCAUGGCUUUGGAAAUGAAGAAAAAGUUUGAUAAGUAUUGGGAGGGGUCUGAGAUAAUUAAAUUGUUGAUUGUUAGUAGUGUGUUGGAUCCGAGGAGCAAGAUGAGUUUUGUGACAAUUUGUUUUGAAAAAUUGUAUGGCAAAGAUACACCAAAGUGUAGUGAAAUGAAAGAAGCAGUAGUGGAUGUCAUGCGUAAGUUGUAUGAGGUAUACAGUGCAUUUUAUGCUAAACCAAGUGCAACUACAAGUCAAAGUGGUGGUGGAAGUGAAAGUGGAUGUGAGAGUGUAAUUCAAUCUUGUGUGACUAGUGAAUUGGUUUUAAAUGUUGGUGCUGUUGGUGAUUUUGCACCGGUUGGGAGUAUUUUUAACAUGUAUACCACCAAUUUGGUAUGUGAAAAAGGAGAUGUGCAACAAACAUCAAAUGAGUUGGAUAUAUACUUGAAGGAAAAGGUUGAAAUGCCAGCUCCUAAUAGAUUGGGUAUGCAAUUUGAUAUUUUGUCAUGGUGGAGGAAAGAAAGUAUGAAAUUCCCAAUCUUGUCACAAAUGGCAGGUGAUGUUCUUGCAAUUCCAGUUUCUAGUGUUGCAUCAGAGUUUGCCUUUAGCACUUCAGGUCGUAUUUUAGACCAAUAUCGGAGUUCUUUGACACCGUAUAUGGUAGAGGCAUUGAUUUUGACACAAGAUUGGUUGCGGUCUUCACUCCAAUCUGAUGCAACAGUAAGCCUGGCUCAGAUAUUAGAAGAAACUCAGUUUAUGGAUAUGCUUACAGAAGGCAAAUUUUCAAUGGCCGCUGAACUUCACUCUGGAAUUGUUGGUAACGAACUUCGGAUAGCACUGCGGUGGAAUUACACGAAGGUCCGAGUGGUUCGUGUUGUUCGUCUGCCAGAAUCAAAAGGAGUGCUGAGAGAUGAAGAGUUGCCAACAUAUGUUUAUGAUGUAGAAGAAUACAAUUUCGACGAAUAG